Molecule: messenger RNA, 1686 nt
Organism: Pseudonaja textilis
Lineage: Eukaryota; Metazoa; Chordata; Lepidosauria; Squamata; Elapidae
Gene: BEND5
Product: BEN domain containing 5
Biological process (GO): proteolysis; negative regulation of DNA-templated transcription
Molecular function (GO): metallocarboxypeptidase activity; DNA binding; zinc ion binding
Source: RefSeq, a predicted model, not a curated record
AUGAAAACAAACAUGGCGGAGAGCAGGACAGCAGAAACGGGUAGCGACAUUGAAAUAGAUGAAAUCAUUACAGGAAACUUAAGCAAAUACACUGCUUUUCCACCAGGUUACUAUGGACAGGCAAAAAAAGGUCAUCUUGUAUUUGAUGCCUGCUUUGAAAGUGGGAACCUUGGACGUGUUGACCAUAUUACUGAAUUUGAAUAUGAUCUUUUCAUCAGACCAGACACAUGUAAUCCACGUUUUCGAGUCUGGUUCAACUUCUCAGUUGAAAAUGUAAAAGAAUAUCAGAGGGUAAUUUUCAAUAUUGUCAACUUCAGUAAAACAAAGAGCCUCUACCGAGAUGGAAUGGCUCCAAUGGUAAAAUCCACAAGCCGGCCUAAAUGGCAGAGACUUCCAUCCCAAAAUGUGUAUUAUUACCGCUGUCCUGAUCACAGAAAGAAUUAUGUUAUGUCAUUUGCUUUUUGCUUUGACCGAGAAGAUGACAUAUAUCAAUUUGCUUACUGCUACCCUUAUACUUAUACUCGUCUUCAGCAUUAUCUGGAUAAUUUAGAGAAGAGGAACAUGGACUAUUAUUGCAGAGAGCUUCUAGGACUUAGUGUGCAACAGCGGCAACUUGACCUCUUGACUAUAACCAACCCUGAAGAUAAAACAGACCUUGAAAACAGUGUGAUGCAGAAGAAAAUUAAAAUCCCCAAGCUGUCUCUCAAUCACCUAGAAGAAACGGGGGAAAUUACAGAUUAUGGGGAUGAAGAUAUGGAACUUAGACACUGUAAGAGACAAGAUGGAAAGAAACAGAAUGAAGGUACGCACAAAAGCAUUGAAGCAGUUGUUGCGCGCCUUGAAAAACAAAAUGGAAUGAGUCUCAGUAGUAAUUCCAGUCCUGAGGCAACAUUUAUGGAAACUUCAGACAGAAUGAACAAUAUGGACGAUGCUGUAGUUCCUCGAGUUCUUUAUGAAGAGUUGCUGAGAAGCUAUCAGCAACAGCAGGAAGAAAUGAGGCACAUUCAACAGGAACUUGAAAGAACAAGAAGGCAGCUUGUUCAACAAGCAAAAAAGUUAAAGGAAUAUGGGACAUUAGUGUCAGAAAUGAAAGAGCUAAGAGAUUUGAACAGACGGUUACAGGAUGUCCUGCUUCUCAGAUUAGGCAGUGGUCCUGCCCUAGAACUUGAAAAGGUUACACCUGAAUCCAUUGAACCUGAGCCUGAUGUACAGACAGCUUUCAGUGAGGAAGCAAACACGUCAACGUACUACCCAGCUGCUAUUCCUGUAAUGGACAAAUAUAUUCUUGAGAAUGGAAAGGUUCAUCUUGGAAGUGGCAUCUGGGUAGAUGAAGAGAAAUGGCACCAGUUGCAAGUAACGCAAGGAGAUUCAAAGUAUACAAAAAACUUAGCAGUUAUGAUUUGGGGAACCGAUGUUCUUAAAAAUAGAAGUGUUACAGGUGUAGCCACUAAGAAAAAGAAAGAUGCUGUUCCUAAGCCACCUUUGUCACCUCACAAGUUAAGCAUUGUCAGAGAAUGUUUGUAUGACAGAAUAGCACAAGAAACUCUGGAUGAAACAGAAAUUGCACAGAGACUCUCCAAAGUCAACAAGUAUAUUUGUGAAAAAAUCAUGGAUAUCAAUAAAUCAUGUAAAAAUGAAGAAAGGAGAGAAGCAAAAUAUAAUUUGCAAUAAAUUUUGAAUUUUUAA